Molecule: messenger RNA, 615 nt
Organism: Nipponia nippon (crested ibis)
Lineage: Eukaryota; Metazoa; Chordata; Aves; Pelecaniformes; Threskiornithidae
Source: RefSeq, a predicted model, not a curated record
AGAUAUUGAAGAAGGAUAAAGAGCUCCUCAAAGGUUUGGAAGGUUGAAUGUGAUCAGCAUGAAGAGCUUAAAAGCAAAGUUCAGGAAGAGUGACACCAACGAGUGGAAUAAGAAUGAUGAUCGGCUGCUGCAGGCAGUGGAGAAUGGCGAUCCUGAGAAAGUGGCUUCAUUGCUGGGUAAAAAGGGAGCCAGUGCCACGAAACAAGAUAGUGAGGGCAAAACUGCUUUUCACCUGGCAGCCACAAAAGGGCAUGCAGAGUGCCUCAGGAUCAUGGUGACACAUGGUGCAGAUGUGACAGCCCAAGAUGGUGCAGGGCACAACGCUUUACAUCUUGCAGCAAAGAACAGCCACCCUGAUUGCAUUAAGAGGUUACUUCAGAGUAAAUGUCCAGCAGACAGCACUGACAAUUCCGGGAAAACAGCUUUACAUUAUGCAGCUGCAUGUGGUUGUCUUCAGGCAGUUCAGCUUCUGUGUGAACACAAGUGUCCAAUUAACAUCAAAGAUUUGGAUGGGAACAUACCUCUGCUGCUUGCAGUACAAAAUGGUCACAUGGAAGUCUGCAAAUACCUUCUAGAUCAUGGAGCAGACAUCAACACCAGGGAUAAAAAUGGAAG